Carya illinoinensis is the source of this 894-nucleotide messenger RNA. Its product is annotated as mitochondrial fission 1 protein A-like. The coding region runs from base 83 to 667 and encodes 194 amino acids. Gene Ontology annotation, cellular component: mitochondrial outer membrane; peroxisomal membrane. The record is from RefSeq and is a predicted model, not a curated record. Gene Ontology annotation, molecular function: protein binding. The transcript is spliced from 5 exons. Gene Ontology annotation, biological process: peroxisome fission; autophagy of mitochondrion; mitochondrial fission. NCBI's taxonomy places the organism in Eukaryota, Viridiplantae, Streptophyta, Magnoliopsida, Fagales, Juglandaceae.
UCGCUGUGUCUAUUUAUCUCCCUUCGCUUACGCGCGUUAUACUCUAUCCUCCUCCUGCAGUGUUGUAGUUUUCAAAGCUGAAAUGGAAGCUAAUUUCUUCGACUCCGACGUCCCUAGUCCCUGGGGCGACAACGACUUCGUCGUUGUCUAUAGGGGCGGCGACGACAUGCCCUGGUGCGACAACGACUUCGUCAUUAGCUGUGAGAGAGCGGUUGCUGAGGCUAAAGAAGGUUCCUCCGAUGAUUUUUUGCAAGAAUGUAUCCUGCGUUUAUUAUGGGCUCUUGUUCACUCUAGACGACUUAAAGAUCUACACCGUGGGAUAGCAAUUCUUGAAGCUUCUUUGGCCCGUACCAACAGCUCUCUGCCAAAAAGAGACCGGCUUUAUCUUCUCGCUGUUGGGUAUUUCAGAACUGUUGACUUCAUGAUGAGUCGGUACUUCGUGGAUGAAUGUUUAAUGAUUGCACCCGAUUGGAGACAGGCGCAGGCCCUUAAGAAAGAAGUUGAAGAUCGGAUCAAAUAUCUUCAAAGUUACACUGGCAUAGGCACUGUUGCAGCUGGCAUUGCUGCAGCUGCAUGGCAUUGUUGUAGCUGGUGUCGCUGUUGUCGCAGUGGUUGCUGGUUGGAUUGCUGCAGCACUGACCAGGAAGAAGUGAUCAAUUUUAUUUGAGUUCACCUCGUUGCUAUAAGUUUAUAUGAACAUGUUUAAUCCUCCAAUCCUGCUACCUGGCUAUCAUGUUUUAUUUAUAAGUUGAAAAAUUGAAAAGGUCUUUAUUAAAAAAUUUUACCAGAGAGAUGUAGAAACUGCACAAGUCUUUACCUUACUUGGUUUGUUAUACAAUAUGUUGAUGUACAUGGAAGAUGUAAUGUUAUGGGUAAGCCGGUUUAAUUUGUUCA